This is a messenger RNA of Boleophthalmus pectinirostris (great blue-spotted mudskipper), 544 nucleotides long. RefSeq names its product regulator of G-protein signaling 20. NCBI's taxonomy places the organism in Eukaryota, Metazoa, Chordata, Actinopteri, Gobiiformes, Gobiidae. The transcript has 3 exons. The record is from RefSeq and is a predicted model, not a curated record. The annotation marks the transcript as partial.
UGGAAAAGAAGCAAAGAUCAAAGGUUUGUCGUUUUCUUCUAGUCUGACUGUGAGAAGUGAAGAUGAGACAAUACAGAGGUUUGAGCGUAAAACAGAUGCAACAAACAAUUGUGAGGAAAGUCCCAAGCCCACUCUAGAAGACGCCCGCUCCUGGUCGGUGUCAUUUGAGAAGCUAAUGAAGAGUGCGUCUGGGCGCUCCUGCUUCAGGCAGUAUCUGAGGACAGAGUUUAGUGAGGAGAACAUGAUGUUCUGGCUCGCCUGUGAGGCGCUCAAAAAGGAGACCAACAAGACUGUGGUUGAAGAGAAGGUUCGCCAAAUAUAUGAGGACUUCAUCUCAAUACUGUCCCCAAAAGAGGUCAGCUUGGACUCGCGUGUUCGAGACGUUAUAAACCGUAACAUGCUGGAGCCCACCUCACACACAUUUGAUGACGCACAGCAGCAGAUCUACACAUUGAUGCAGAGGGACUCUUACCCACGCUUCAUCAACUCCACAGAGUACACGGACAUCCUCAAGAGCCUGGAGGAGAUGCCCCCAGAGCCGUAG